AUGUCGCAGUGGACUGCCGCCAAAGUUCGCCAGGAGUUCUUCAACUUUUUCAAAGCAAAAGGCCACACCUAUGUCCCCUCCUCUUCAACCAUCCCCUACGAAGACCCCACACUACUCUUCGCCAAUGCUGGAAUGAACCAGUACAAGUCUAUAUUCCUGGGGACUGUCGAUCCCCACUCGGACAUGGCCAAGCUCAAGAGGGCUUUCAAUACCCAGAAGUGCAUUCGUGCGGGCGGGAAACACAACGACCUCGACGACGUUGGGAAAGACUCAUACCACCACACUUUCUUCGAGAUGCUCGGCAACUGGUCAUUCGGCGAUUACUUCAAGAAAGACGCCAUCGCAUACUCAUGGGAGCUCCUCACCGAAGUCUACAAGCUGCCCAAAGACCGACUCUACGUUACUUACUUCGAGGGCGAUACCAAGAACAAGCUGGAACCUGAUCUAGAAGCGAAAGAGUAUUGGCUGGCCCAAGGUGUCCCAGAAGACCACAUUCUCCCUGGAAACGCGAAAGAUAACUUCUGGGAGAUGGGGGCAACUGGGCCGUGCGGUCCAUGCAGUGAAAUUCACUACGACCGAAUUGGAGGACGUAACGCUGCUCAUCUAGUAAACCAAGAUGACCCUGACGUCCUUGAGAUAUGGAACAACGUCUUCAUUCAGUUCAACCGGGAAGACGAUGGCUCUCUCAAACAACUUCCAUCCAAGCAUGUCGAUACAGGAAUGGGCUUUGAAAGACUCGUGUCUGUGGUCCAGGACAAGAGAUCCAACUACGACACUGACGUCUUCUCCCCCAUCUUCGCCAAAAUCCAAGAACUGACUGGUGUUCGUCCAUAUGAAGGCCGAUUUGGGGCUGACGAUGCCGAUGGUAUCGACACGGCUUACCGUGUUGUCGCAGAUCACGUGCGGACCCUCACCUUCGCCCUGAGCGAUGGUGGAGUUCCCAAUAAUGUGGGACGUGGGUAUGUUCUCCGACGAAUUCUUCGCCGCGGUGCUCGUUAUGCUCGGAAGAAACUGGGAGUGACGAUUGGCUCUUUCUUUUCUUCUCUGAUGCCCGUUAUCGUUGAAACGAUGGGCGACACUUUCCCAGAAAUCACCAAGAAAGUCGACGAAAUCAAGGAGAUCCUGGACGAGGAGGAGGAGUCGUUCUCAAGAACCCUUGACCGUGGUGAAAAGCUUUUUGAUCAAUACGCUACUCGCGCACAAUCUCAAGGCGCACGUGAACUGAACGGCAAAGACGUCUGGCGUCUGUACGACACAUUCGGCUUCCCCGUCGAUCUUACGCGGCUGAUGGCUGAGGAACUUGGACUCGGUAUCAACGACGAGGAAUUCGAAGCCGCUCAAGCAUGGUCUAAAGAAGCCAGCAAAGCUUCACUCAAGAAGGACGCCACCGAGAUCGUCAAACUCGAUGUUCACGACAUCGCGAUUCUCGAAAAGAAUAACGAGGUUCCCAAAACCGACGACUCGGCUAAAUUCUCCCUUGGUAACACUUCCGCCACGGUCAAAUCGAUAUACUUCAACAAGUCCUUCCUCGAAUCUACUGCCAACAUCCCAGAAAAUACCUCCUUCGGAAUUUUACUCGAUAAGACUAGUUUCUACGCAGAAUCUGGUGGACAGGAACAUGACACUGGCAAUAUUGUCAUCGAUGGAGUUGCCGAUUUCGAGGUCACUGACGUACAAGUCUUCAACGGCUACGUCUUGCAUGUUGGUCACCUGAAGUAUGGACAACUGGAUGUCGGCUCACAAGUUGUCGCCUCGUAUGAUGAACUGCGACGGUGGCCAUUGCGCAACAACCACACCGCAACUCACAUCCUGAACUUUUCGCUGCGAGAAAUACUAGGAGACCACAUUGAUCAAAAGGGAUCCUUAGUUGCACCCACGAAACUGCGUUUUGACUUCUCUCACAAAGCCCAAAUCGCCCUUCCUGAACUUGCCAAAAUAGAGACAAUGAGUGUCGACUGGAUCAAACGGAAUGUCAAGGUCUACAGCAAAGAACUCGAUUUGCAAACUGCCCACAAAAUUCCCGGUCUCCGUGCGGUCUUCGGUGAAUCAUAUCCCGACCCAGUUCGGGUCGUGACUCUCGAAUACGACGUCGCCGAAAUGGCUCAAGACAUCACGAACCCUAAAUGGCGGAGUACUAGUGUCGAGUUCUGUGGUGGAACGCAUGUCGCAAAAACUGGCGAUAUCAAGGACUUUGUGAUCACGGAGGAAUCCGGCAUUGCAAAGGGCAUAAGGAGAAUAAUCGCCGUCACGGGGCAUGAAGCGCAAGAGGUCACCCGUGCCGCCCAGUCGUUGAAGGUCAAAUUGGAUCAAAUCGACGACAUGUCAGGGUUAGAGAAAGACGCUGCGCUGAAGGCACUGACUCUUGAACUUGGCCAAUCAGAUAUUUCGGUUCUGAAGAAAUCAGAACUGAAAGAGCGGCUGGGUGCGAUGCGCAAGGCAUUCGACAAGCAAACCAAGGAAAAGGAGGCCGCCACACUCAAAGAGGCCGUUGAUGGAAUCCUGAAGUAUUUCCAAGAGGAUCAAACUGCCCAAGCUUAUAUCGCGGCCGUCAAUGUAGAUGGCAAUGCCAAGAUACUGCAAAGCAUUGUCACGCAAGGUAGAAAACUAGAAAAGGCAGUCUAUGUUUUCAGCAGCGACGGCACCAAGGUCGCUCAUGCCAACUAUGUCCCACCAUCAAUCAAGGCCAAAGGCGUCGAUGCUCGUACUUGGGCAGGCAAGGUCACAGAUGUCCUUGGUGGAAAGGCCGGUGGCAAGGACGACAGUGCUCAAGGUGUUGGGACCAACGUCGACCAACUGGAUGCAGCUGUCGUCGCCAGUAGAGCUUAUUUAACACCAUACGUAUAG
Mycena indigotica is the source of this 2844-nucleotide messenger RNA. Its product is annotated as Alanine--tRNA ligase. The transcript has 13 exons. Gene Ontology annotation, molecular function: amino acid binding; ATP binding; nucleic acid binding. The record is from RefSeq and is a predicted model, not a curated record. NCBI's taxonomy places the organism in Eukaryota, Fungi, Basidiomycota, Agaricomycetes, Agaricales, Mycenaceae. Bases 1 to 2844 code for a protein of 947 amino acids. Gene Ontology annotation, cellular component: mitochondrion; cytoplasm. Gene Ontology annotation, biological process: tRNA modification; alanyl-tRNA aminoacylation.